This is a messenger RNA of Daldinia vernicosa, 2650 nucleotides long. Its product is annotated as translation elongation factor G. Gene Ontology annotation, biological process: mitochondrial translational elongation. Gene Ontology annotation, cellular component: mitochondrion. The transcript has 4 exons. The record is from RefSeq and is a predicted model, not a curated record. The coding region runs from base 123 to 2525 and encodes 800 amino acids. Gene Ontology annotation, molecular function: GTP binding; GTPase activity; translation elongation factor activity. NCBI's taxonomy places the organism in Eukaryota, Fungi, Ascomycota, Sordariomycetes, Xylariales, Hypoxylaceae.
CGGUAUCGAGAAAUAGAAAAUAUUAAACACCAGGUCCACGGCAGCCAAUAUUUACUUCUGUUUCUUUACCCUUUGCCGCCUUAAACUCAUUCGUUUCUGCAUUCCCUUACGUGUUAAGAAUCAUGAGGGUGCAGCGUGCCGUGGCUGUCCUCAAUGACGGCCGAAUUUUAGGGUCGAGAUGCAACGCUCGAUUUCUCAGUGUGGGCUCCAGAAUUCCCGGGUCUCGUUCUCCUGGUCCAUUGAUCGCUGCCCCAUUGCGUGUAGAAGGUAGAAGAUACUUCAACCUGACGAAGCCAAGAUAUGCCGCAGCCGCCUCCGCCGCCGCCAGCGCAGCGUUGAAGAAAGCUGCCGAGGAUGCGGCGAGCCUUACACCUGAAGCCGUCUUCGCCAAGAUGAGCCCAGAAGAAAAGAAGCGGUUAUCCAGAGUGCGCAACAUUGGUAUCGCUGCACACAUCGACAGCGGAAAGACCACUGCUACCGAACGUGUACUAUUCUAUACGGGACGAAUUAAGGCUAUUCACGAAGUGCGAGGUAGAGAUGGCGCAGGCGCUAAGAUGGACUCUAUGGAGCUCGAGCGAGAGAAGGGAAUCACCAUUCAGUCCGCUGCUACGUUCUGUGACUGGAAGAAAGUAGAGGAUGGGGAGGAACAUACUUAUCACAUCAACUUGAUCGAUACACCAGGACAUAUUGAUUUUACCAUCGAGGUCGAACGCGCCCUGAGAGUUCUGGACGGAGCCGUCAUGAUUCUUUGCGCUGUCAGCGGCGUUCAGUCCCAAACUAUUACCGUAGAUAGGCAGAUGAAGCGAUACAACAUUCCCCGAAUCAGUUUCGUGAACAAGAUGGACCGAAUGGGUGCCAACCCUUGGAAGGCCGUCGAGCAGAUCAACUCCAAGUUAAAGAUCCCUGCGGCAGCUAUUCAAAUACCGAUUGGUGCCGAGGACCAGUUCAAGGGAGUUGUCGACCUGAUAGGCAUGAAAGCCAUCUAUAGCGAAGGACCCAAGGGAACAAUCGUUCGAACUGGUCCUAUCCCCGAGGACCUAAAGGAGCUUGCGGAGCAGAAACGCCAGGAACUGAUCGAGAAACUGGCAGAUGUUGAUGACGAGAUUGCUGAAAUUUUCCUGGAAGAAGGUACCCCGUCCAACGAGCAGAUCAUGGCCGCCAUCCGAAGGGCGACUAUCGCUCUGAAGUUCACGCCCGUUAUGAUGGGUUCUGCUUUGGCCGACAAAUCUAUCCAACCCCUGCUUGACGCUGUUUGUGACUACCUGCCUAACCCCGCCGACGUUAAGAAUGUGGCCUUAGAUCGCACCAAGAAUGAGGCGGAAACUCAACUGGUCCCCUAUAACUCGCUACCGUUUGUUGGUCUAGCUUUCAAGCUCGAAGAAAACAAUUAUGGCCAGCUCACCUAUAUCCGAGUCUACCAGGGUACCCUGAAGAAGGGCACUUAUCUCUUCAACUCACGGACCGACAAGAAGGUCAGAAUUCCCCGAAUCGUGCGGAUGCAUUCAAACGAGAUGGAAGAUGUCAAUGAGAUCGGUGCCGGUGAGAUUUGUGCCGUAUUUGGUGUCGAGUGCGCUUCGGGCGAUACGUUCACAGACGGAAACUUGCCAUAUACCAUGUCUUCUAUGUUCGUACCCGAUGCGGUCAUGUCGCUUUCUAUUAAGCCCAAGAAAAGCACGGACGCCGACAAUUUCAGUAAGGCGAUGAACCGAUUCCAACGUGAAGACCCUACCUUCAGAUUAUUUGUCGAUGAGGAAAGCGAAGAGACCAUCAUCUCAGGUAUGGGCGAGUUACACUUAGAAAUUUACAUCGAGCGUCUACGACGAGAAUACAAGGUCGACUGUAUCACUGGUCAACCCCGAGUGGCAUACCGUGAGACCAUCAGCAACAGAGCCGAUUUCGACUACCUACUAAAGAGACAGACUGGUGGACCUGGUGAUUUUGCUCGUGUCGGCGGAUGGAUCGAACCGAACGAGGAGCCGGAGAAGAACAGCUUCUCCAACCAGGUUGUGGGCGGUGCUAUUCCGGACAAGUUCAUCUCAGCCUGUGCUAAAGGUUUCGAGGUCGCUUGUGAGAAGGGUCCUCUACUUGGUCACAAGGUUAUCGGAGCUCGCAUGGUGGUGAACGAUGGUGCGACACACGUCACAGAUUCUUCUGAUUUUGCCUUCAGUCUGGCAGCACAGAUGGCAUUCCGCAAGACCUUCCCGGAGGCCGGUGGUCAAGUGCUAGAGCCGCUGAUGAAGACGACCAUUAUGGCGCCCAACGAGUUUCAGGGCAACAUCCUCAUGCUGAUGAACAAGCGUAACGCGACUAUCAUUGACACAGAGAUCGGUACCGAGGACUUUACGCUGAUUGCAGACUGCAGCUUGAAUGCCAUGUUCGGCUUCAGCACGCAGCUAAGAGCGGCUACUCAAGGAAAGGGAGAAUUUAGCAUGGAGUUUUCUCAUUAUGCGCCUGCGCCGCCGCAUCUACAGAAGGAGUUGGUCGCCAAGUACGAGAAGGAGCUUGAGGCUAAGAGGACUAAGUAGACUUCGUCUAUCGACGGGGUUCCAUCUUGGGGUCUGGUGGUUAGUAGAUGGCUCUCAAAACACAUCCGCACUAGAUAUACUCGACUAUGCUCUUGACUGGGCAAGCAAAUGCUUCUACUGUCUUA